AUGCGACACACGGUGGAUAUCGUUAUUGGUGAUCAUUUCAAAAUUCAGAGAAAUAAUGGGCAGUCAUACCCUGCUUCUAUCGUCGAGACGCGCCUUACGGACACCGGUCAGGUGGAAUACUUUGUUCACUACUUAAAUUUUGAUCGCCGCCUUGAUGAGUGGGUAUCAGCUGAUCGUAUCGAUACCACCUCUAAGUUUGUCAUCCCCACUCCCAUCGACGAUGUUUUGCUUGUUCCUGGUCAAAAUGAUGGGCGCCUCACUCGUCACCAGAAGCGCCGCUAUGAGGAGCUGAAUAGUACCCCAUCAGAACUCUAUCCUGCAAACACACUUACAGAGCGUCUAGAACGCGAGCAUCAGGAGUUUACCCGUGUUAAGUUCAUUGAUCAGGUUCGUUUCGGCAAAUACGAGAUUGGCACUUGGUAUUUCUCGCCCUAUCCCGAUGAGUAUAGACGGCUGAAAUGCUUAUGGGUCUGCGAGUUUUGUCUUAAGUAUAUGAAGAUGGAGAAAACAUGGGUGCGUCAUAUGCUGCAUGAGUGCAGACAGCGCCAGCCUCCUGGGCGAGAGAUCUACCGCAAGAGUUCCAUUCGCGUUUUCGAAGUUGAUGCAGCUAAGGAAAAGUUGUACUGCCAGAAUCUCUGCCUCCUUGCAAAGCUGUUUUUGGACCAUAAGACUCUCUACUACGAUGUGGCACCUUUCUUAUUCUAUGUUCUCUGUGAGGCGGACACUGAUGGCUGCCAUAUCGUAGGCUACUUUUCCAAGGAGCGUGUUUCGUUAGACAACAAUAACCUUGCAUGCAUUCUUACGCUUCCGCCCUUCCAGAGGAAAGGUUAUGGCAAAUUUCUCAUUACUCUCAGUUAUGAAUUGGCAAAGAUUGAGGGUACCAUCGGUUCGCCUGAAAAGCCUCUCUCCGACCUUGGCCGGCUGAGUUACAAGAGCUACUGGGAAGGUGUCAUCUUCCGCUACCUCUUGACUCAUACCAGCUGCACCAUCGAAGAGAUUAGCACCGCCACCUGCAUUGCACCGGAGGACAUAAUAUGGACACUGCAAACACAUGAGGUUAUCAAGAGCUGGCGUCACGGCCGCCACCUGGAACUGAGUCGUCGGGCCCUGAGUGACUACAUGACGCGGAUAGUGGAGCGAGAGCUGAGGGGAGUGCGCAAUGGUGAGGAUGGCGCUGCCUUAUGCCCCACAGUCUUUGAUGUAUCCUGUCUUCGAUGGACACCACUACCAUCUUCCCCACCGCUGACGCAAUCAUUGUCGCCCCGUUUGCAUGCAGUAGGAGGGCAGAGACGAUAA
This is a messenger RNA of Hydatigera taeniaeformis, 1296 nucleotides long. The record is from the annotation of a GenBank genome assembly. NCBI's taxonomy places the organism in Eukaryota, Metazoa, Platyhelminthes, Cestoda, Cyclophyllidea, Taeniidae.